AUGAACCUUUCAACAUCAGCUAUCCUAGGUCUUCUUGUCAUGGUUGCAGCUACAGGGCUUGUCGAUGCCGAAGGGAAAUUUUUCUGUUCUAAAGACCGUCCAGAGGCCUUCUGCACUACGCCACACCAGAAUGGUAAUGGGGAGGAAUAUGAUAUGAAACACUUAAACUCUCAACCCGGGCAGGCCAAUGUGUGUGGCCAAUUCACUCAAAACCGAUGUUGCAAUCAAGGCACUUGGGACAAAGCUCAGUCAAGAGGUAAUAUCCUCCAAAGAGCAACGAUCUCCCACGAGUGCACCACAUUAUGAUUGUCCGAAGCCCAAAAACCAACCUAAAUAGUAGACCGUGGUGAUUCUGGAAAGCUUCCAUAAAGUGUGCACGUUUGCUACGCCCUUACGCCGUUCACUUCGACCUCUAAAUUUUUC
Molecule: messenger RNA, 423 nt
Organism: Puccinia graminis f. sp. tritici CRL 75-36-700-3
Lineage: Eukaryota; Fungi; Basidiomycota; Pucciniomycetes; Pucciniales; Pucciniaceae
Exons: 3
Coding region: 1-306 (101 amino acids)
Source: RefSeq, a predicted model, not a curated record